This is a messenger RNA of Exophiala bonariae, 708 nucleotides long. RefSeq lists its product as uncharacterized. The coding region runs from base 1 to 708 and encodes 235 amino acids. Lineage: Eukaryota; Fungi; Ascomycota; Eurotiomycetes; Chaetothyriales; Herpotrichiellaceae. The record is from RefSeq and is a predicted model, not a curated record. The transcript has 3 exons.
AUGGCCGCCGUCCACCCUGUGGUCCUUAUUCUCGGUGCGGGCCCCAAUAUUGGGCAAGCUAUUGCUCACACCUUUGCAUCCCAGGGAUAUAAAGUCGCUCUCGCCGCCCGAUCCUUGAAGGAGAUCGAUAGCACCGAAGAUCAAUUAAAUAUCCAGAGCGAUUUCUCUAAGACCGAUGAUGUUGUUAAUACCUUCGCGAAAGUGAAACAUAUACUCGGGAUACCUAGUGUAGUUGUCUAUAAUGCCAGUGCUGCAAAUUUUACUCCAGCAGACGAUCCCUUUGCUCUUUCUCUUGAAGGUUUAAAAGCCGACACUACCAUCAAUAUUUACAGCGCCUUUGUUGCUGCACAGCAAGCUGUCCUAGGAUUUUCACAACUCCCGGACUCAGCAGCGCGUACAUUUAUUUACACUGGUAAUAUAUUAAACGUGGCUGUCCUCCCGAGGUUCGUUUCUGCGGGCAUUGGGAAGUCGGGUGCGGCUCAUAUGGUUUGGGCGUCAUCGGAGGCAUAUAAAAAUCGUGGAUACAAGUUUUACUACGCGGAUGAAAGAAAGGCGGAUGGAUCACCAAAGUACCGUAUUGACGGCGAGGCACAUGCAAAUCUCUACUGGGAGCUGGCUCACUCAAAGACCCAAGGACCCUGGAUGCAGACAUUUGUGAAAGAUGAGGGGUACAAGAAGUUUGGAAAUCUAUAUACACCACUCGCUUGA